This is a messenger RNA of Colletotrichum spaethianum, 495 nucleotides long. RefSeq names its product cytochrome P450 monooxygenase lolP1. NCBI's taxonomy places the organism in Eukaryota, Fungi, Ascomycota, Sordariomycetes, Glomerellales, Glomerellaceae. The record is from RefSeq and is a predicted model, not a curated record. The coding region runs from base 1 to 495 and encodes 164 amino acids. Gene Ontology annotation, molecular function: oxidoreductase activity, acting on paired donors, with incorporation or reduction of molecular oxygen; monooxygenase activity; heme binding. The transcript has 2 exons.
AUGAUCGCCAACGCAGAGGCCCGCAACCUGCCUUACUUGCAAGCCGUCAUCAAGGAGGGGCUCCGCAUAUUCCCGCCCGUAGCAGGGAUCAUGGCGAAAGAGGCACCGGCGGCCGGGGACACGUGGAAGGGGCAGUUCAUCCCUGGCGGGACCCGUAUCGGCUGGUCCGUUUGGUCCAUGUUCCGCCGGGAGGACGUCUGGGGCAACGACGCGCAGGAGUUUCGACCGGAGCGCUGGCUGGCCGAGGAGCAGGGCGGUACGACGCCGACAGAGAAGCUGCGUGAGAUGGAGUCGACAAUCGACUUGGCGUUCAGCUAUGGGAAGUACCAGUGUCUCGGGCGGCCCGUGGCGCUGAUUGAGCUGAACAAGGUCUUCUUCGAGCUACUUCGACGAUACGACUUGACCGUCUGCGAUCCCCUGAACCCCUGGGAGUCUUUCAAUUGCGGUAUCCACGCUCAAUCAAACUACUGGAUCAGGGCCCACCAUAAGGAGUAG